Bolinopsis microptera is the source of this 2223-nucleotide messenger RNA. Its product is annotated as importin subunit alpha-3-like. Gene Ontology annotation, biological process: NLS-bearing protein import into nucleus. The transcript is spliced from 12 exons. The coding region runs from base 5 to 1561 and encodes 518 amino acids. The record is from RefSeq and is a predicted model, not a curated record. Lineage: Eukaryota; Metazoa; Ctenophora; Tentaculata; Lobata; Bolinopsidae. Gene Ontology annotation, cellular component: nucleus; cytoplasm. Gene Ontology annotation, molecular function: protein binding; nuclear import signal receptor activity.
AAUCAUGCCUGUUGAGGAAAGUGGACGAGCGCAGCUUUUUAAGAAUAGCAGUCGUGCAGAUGAUUCUCGAAGGAACCGCCAAGACAUGGUCAGCAAGCUCCGAAAAGACAAGAGGACGGAACAGAUGCUCAAACGUCGACAGGUAGUGGAGGAUAGUGAGAAUGAAGUUACCGACAAGGAUUCCAACGCGGUCCCUCCACCGGACCCAGUCCAGAUAAAAGCUCUUAUUGAUAGUAGUAACGAUAUUAACGUUAUCUUGGGGGCUGUACAGAACUGCAGAAAGGUGCUAUCCCGAGAACAGAGUCCACCAAUAGACGAGGUGAUAGAUUCAGGUCUCCUCCCCAAACUGGUCCAGUUCCUGCUCUGUGAUGAUAACCCUGCUCUCCAGUUUGAGGCUUGCUGGGCCCUCACCAACAUUGCUUCAGGUACGAACAAGCACACCAAGGCGGUUGUGGAGUGUGGUGCAGUGCCUCACUUUAUCAAACUACUGAGCUCCGAUCACGUUAACGUUUGUGAGCAAGCAGUUUGGGCGCUAGGUAACGUAGCUGGUGACGGAUCUACCUACCGCGACUUUGUGAUAAACUGUGGCAUUAUCCAACCUCUCAUCAAACUAGUCAACCCGGAAGUUUCCAUGGGAUUCCUGAGAAACAUCUCCUGGACUAUGAGCAAUCUUUGCAGGAACAAGGACCCUCCACCCACGAUGGAGACUAUAGAAUCACUGAUCCCCACUAUCUGCAACCUCUUAUCCUAUGGAGACAAGCACGCUCUCAGUGAUGCUUGCUGGGCUCUUUCUUAUAUCACCGACGGCAGCAAUGAUAGAAUUCAGAGAGUGAUAACUUCAGGAAUAAUCGCUAAACUGGUGGAACUGUUGGGCCACGCUGAGGUCCUGGUGGUUACCCCAGCUCUCCGUGCUGUUGGCAAUAUCGUUACUGGUAACGAUGAACAGACACAAGCCGUGAUCAGUUCCGGUGCUCUGAAACACUUUGAGAAGUUGUUGUGGCACAAGAAAAACAACAUCCAGAAGGAGGCUGCCUGGACUAUGAGUAACAUUACUGCUGGAACAAAACAUCAGAUUCAGUCUGUGAUAGACGCCAAUCUGCUACCCUACAUUAUAGACGUGUUGUCACGCGGUGACUACAAGACUCAGAAGGAAGCAGUGUGGGCCGUCACUAACCUGACCAGUGGUGGAACACCUGAACAGACACUACAACUGGUUGAACUGAAGGCUCUGCCCCCUCUCUCCAACAUGCUGACAGUACAGGACCCUCGUACUGUAACUGUGGCCCUGGACGGUAUACACAACAUUCUCACUGCUGCUAACAAGAUAUCAGAGGAGGUAUGCAGUAAAGUAGCUAUUAUGCUUGAGGAAUGUGGAGGAUUGGAUCUGAUAGAGAAACUGCAGGAACACGAAAACGAAAGUAUCUACGCUAAAUCCGCCCUGAUAAUAGAGUCGUUCUACAAAGGUGAGGACGGAGAGAACGAGGAGCUCCAGCCACAAGUUACAAACGGACAAUAUCUCUUCAACGCCCCUACUAAUAACACUGGCAAAAUCUCCUUCUAAUCGACUAAUUGGCUGAUUAGUUAAUUGUUUCAUUGAUUAAUUAGUGUAAUUGGUCAAUUAGUUGGUUUUUGUUCUCCAAUCCAGCAGAGUGCACCCAUCGCUGACGAUUUUCAUGUGUUGAACUUCUUGUCGCAGUUAUGUGACUUUUUAAGAAUUUAUUUGUUAUUUGAUAGAAUUUUUGGUCGGUUCCUAUAUUUUUAUUUUUGGGCAACGGUAUUUUCUAGUCUUCAUGUGACUAAUCCAUUGAUUUGAUAAAUUUUUACUGAAUUUAUUUUUAGUUAUUUUUAUGUUUCUAAGAUAGGACUAAAUUUGCGCGUGUACUGUUUCCUUAUACAAUUGGGGCGCAGUCUUCAGCAUGUAAAUUAACACUAUGACUAAUAAUAUGUUAAAUAGUUUUUCAUUGUAGCAAGCCGUGAAUAUUUCCUAAAACCCUAUCGUUGUUUUUAAAACAACAAACUUAAAAACGUGAAAUUCCAUUUUCUGCUCUUGCAGAUUGUUGAGAAGUGAAAUUGAUUGAGAGUAAGUUGUGAAGUGAAAUUGAAGGAGAUACUUAUUCCAAGUUCUUAACAGAUCUUGAUGAUUGAUAAUUGAUGAAUAAAGAAUCCUCGAGAUUUGAGGUUGGAUGAUAGUUGUUAUGGCGAAUUAUCUUAUUUGUUUUUAAA